Messenger RNA from Oldenlandia corymbosa var. corymbosa, 549 nucleotides. The record is from the annotation of a GenBank genome assembly. NCBI's taxonomy places the organism in Eukaryota, Viridiplantae, Streptophyta, Magnoliopsida, Gentianales, Rubiaceae.
AUGGAGGGCAAAAAGCCGGAGAUUUACCACGAAAGGCAAAGGUUACAGUUCUGCCUUGUACAUUCCCUCAACAACCUCUUCCAGGAGAGAGAUGCUUUCAAACGUGAAGAUUUGAAUGCUAUUGCUGAAAGGCUCAGUCUUGAUGAUCCCAGUCAGGGAACCUGGUCUCCGUUGUCCGCGAUUUUUAGGCCUCAUCAUAAUGCACUUACGGGGAACUAUGACAUCAACGUUCUAAUUGCUGCUCUUGAAGAUAGAGGGAAGAGGGUUGUUUGGCACGAUAAGCGACACGGGGCUUCUACUAUUGAUCUUGAGGGGACAGAAAGUCACUUACUGGGUAUUGUGGUUAAUGUUCCAGUGAGGAAGCUCGGUGGACUCUGGAAAAGUAGGCACUGGGUUACGUUGAGAAGGAUUGAAGGGGUUUGGUAUGACUUGGAUAGCGAUCUGAGGACUCCCAACUCUUUUAAAGAUACCGAGGAAGUUAUUCAUUUCCUAGAUGCCAUUUUAGCUGCUGGUGCGCAAGUUUUGCUUGUCAUGGAUGAUGGAAAAUGA